CAUCCAAAUGCACAGGACAUAAGGUGUCAGAUCCUACAGGCCGAUCUACAGCGCUAACCAUCCGCACACGAUUUUUGCGGCCCAUCGAGCCUUACGUGCUCAAGGCUGAACAAUUGAAGACAGUAAUUCAGCAUCACAAACCUCGCAAAUAUUGACAAUGUCGGCACUCGUCCUCCCGAACGAUUUGCCCCCUCCUCCGGAGCCCAUCACGGUCGAACAAGCAAUACGUGAUCUCCUUUCACUGGUGUCCCGCAUCAGGCAAAGACUACAUGCUCUGAUCAACUACUACAUUUAUCCAGAUCUCACACCAACCGCGGUCUCCGAAUAUGAUCCGAGGCUGCACAUUUUGCAAGACCGACUUCAAGCACUCUCAAGGUUGUCCUAUCAGAAGCUCCCCUACAUCAUCGGCAAGUCCGAUGACAUUACUGGCUACUACCUGAACCAAGUCGCGGAGCAGAUGCAAAACUCUGUUCGCGGCAUCGAACGAAUCUUCACCAGUCAUUACAACCCGGACCUCGAAGACCCGUUCAGAGCUAUCUGGGAGGGUCUGACCUACAAAAAGUCUCAAAUCGCGGAGUUGGGAAGGCGCAGCCCGAGUAACCCUCGUCGGCUCCGGGCGGAAGACAUGCGGCCAAAUGAGCUGGGGAAUUUCUGUAACGGUGCGUUGCAGAUUAGUAAUGGAAUUGACAGAGGACGAAUCUCCUUCGUGGAAACAAGGGAAUUGACUGAAGACAAUCGCCGGAAACUCAGGGUUUCUGGGGGCGCCUUUCUGGCCUGGCAAUGUCCCGAGUGCUCUUACAGGGUUCGCUAUCAUGUCACCAGCAGUAAUACGUCGAAUAUCCACCACACCGACGAAAUCCGCCGACAUAACGGUCUCGCGAUCCAGUAUCGAAGCAAAUUCCUGGCGCGCUCUCACCUAUACCUCCCGCCACCAGGGACAACAACAACAAGGGUAAUUAAUAGGAGACGGCGAAACUCCAAUGUAUUGAUACCCCCGCGAUUCAAGUACGGUUGCAUUUUCUGCUUCGCGUUCGGUUACGAUCUAUUGCACGACCGCAGAGCCUUUACAACUCCCCAGGCACUUGCCGAGCACAUUGUAUUGUGCCAUAGGAGGUCCACGCUACCGACGAUGUUGCUGCACCUCUACGCAGUUGCAAUUGACGACAAGAUGGACGAGCCUCAUAAGAAAUGGGAGGUGAAUCUACUGUGAUCGUUUUACCGAUCAUCGUAGGCCCAUGUUGAGGAGAAGUCG
Exophiala viscosa is the source of this 1252-nucleotide messenger RNA. RefSeq lists its product as uncharacterized. Bases 158 to 1210 code for a protein of 350 amino acids. Lineage: Eukaryota; Fungi; Ascomycota; Eurotiomycetes; Chaetothyriales; Herpotrichiellaceae. The record is from RefSeq and is a predicted model, not a curated record. The transcript has a single exon.